Molecule: messenger RNA, 3975 nt
Organism: Scophthalmus maximus (turbot)
Lineage: Eukaryota; Metazoa; Chordata; Actinopteri; Pleuronectiformes; Scophthalmidae
Product: CD276 antigen
Exons: 7
Coding region: 273-1343 (356 amino acids)
Source: RefSeq, a predicted model, not a curated record
UGACGUCAGUUUGUUCCGUUGUUUUUACUUUCGGUUUGUGUCAGUCGGUAGUUAAGUGUCAUGUUGUACCGAGUAACUGGCACAUUGCACUGGAUUUGAACGUGCUCGAAUACUUCCGCUGGCCAUUCUCUUCUGGGCGUUUUAACUUUUAAUAUCUAAACGGAUACUUAUUUGACGUAUAGCUGGUGUAUUUUGACGGCGUUAGCAUCUAGCGCUAACGAGCUAGCGUCUCUCGUCCGGUGGGAGAACGAACGUCGAGGAGAAGAAACACGAUGUUGUUCCCGAGGCUCCUGCUCCUCCGGCUCUCCGCGGGUCUCCUGGCUUCGACCGCAGCCGCUUGGACGAACACAGACGGGACAAGUGUGGAAAAAUUCAUCAUUAAAGAGAGGGAUUCUGUCACGUUACCCUGCUCUAUGACAAACAAGGAGAACCUCAGAGGAACGGUGUUCGACUGGAGGAAAGAUGGUCUGGAGGUCUUCCUGUACGUUGCUGGUUCUUAUUACGGAAACGGCUAUCUGGGCCAGGACGAGCAGUACAAAGGACGGGUCUCACAUUUUGAGGAAGAGCUGAAGGACGGAAACGCCUCCAUACUUAUCAGAAACACUCAGAUUGCUGACAGCGGAAACUACACCUGUGUGCUUCCACAUCUUUUGCCAGGACGAACAUUCCACAGUGAGCUUGUUGUUGGAGCAGCUCCAAAACCGUCCAUCAAAACACUUGGUGAAACAGAAGACGGAGUUCAGCUGCAGUGUGAAGUUCAUGGUGCGUCUCCAAAACCACGUGUCCAGUGGCAGGACAGAGCUGGAAACAUUGUUCCUGCUGAAGAACCUCAGGUCUCAGAAAGAGGAGGCAGCUACGACAUCGUCCUCCAAACUACUGUGACCAAGACCGACUACUAUCGCUGUGUCUCCACACAGGACGAGAUCAACCAUCAGACACAUGCUGAGACUUAUGUUCGUGUUCAUAAGAAUCAUGGAUGGAAGUUUGCUGUUGGAUUUGUUGUCGGUGUAGUUUUGACUCUUCUUGUUGUCGGUGUCGUUCUAUUUGUGCUUUUCAAGACUUGUCGCAUCAAACGUGAUAAAGGUUCUGGUCAGCAGGGGAAAAGUUCUUCUACUUCAGUGCAGUUGGUUCUUCUCAAACUGUCUGGUGAUGAAAUGGUUAACGGUUCGGCGGUACACCACGGUGGAACUCCCGACGGUUCUGGUCAGCUGGGGAACGUUCCUGCUCCUUCAGGAGACGAGGCUUGUGUAAUACAGGUUGUCGAAGGAACAGAUACCGGUUUGGCGGUACACCACAGUGAAACUCCCAACGGUUCUGGUCUGUGGUGGAACGGUUCUGCCUGACUUGCUCGUAAAGAAGCUCAAACCCAGGAUUUUGUAACGUCCGUCGCUCGAAUGUCUUUUAAGGUGUCGGUGGGUGAUGUUCACCCAAAAAGAAAAAGAUUAAGCUGCUUUUGGAUUUUUUAAACCUGAGGGGGCAGUGAUCUUACUAAGCUGAUGCUACAGAUCCCUUUGGUUUUAGCACCUGACAUUUUGGAAACCUAUUUAAAUGUUGUGUUCCACACCGACCUGACAGCUGGUGGACGGUGAGGAAAAUAUUCACUGACUUCUACAUGAAGUGUUUUGGAUUACAUCUCUGCUCACUGCCCUUUUUAAUAGUUUUUUUAAAAUUGAUAUUUAUUAUUCAGGACUUUCAUAAUCACUACUUCAGAUCCUCUGGUGAAAAAAAGAAAAUAAGUCUUUGUAUAAUUACUUGAACCAAGAGCCAUGGAGCUGAUGUCGUCAGCUUCUCUGUCAAACAACCAGCAGCAUUAUUCAAAAACUAGUGAACUGAUUUCCAAGACAUUUUGUGGAGGGGGAGCACAGACCUGCCUCGCUCAAACUCAGCCCAGUUAUCUUUGAAGGUAAAUAUUUUGCACAAUGCAAGCGCUUGUAGACUGGAUUUGUGAACUUGUAGAAAAGAUUUGAACCUGUACGUUGAAAUUUUCACUCAGAAAAUAUUCACAUCUGUGUUCUGAAUUUGAAUUCACAGAAGAAAUAUGUCACUCAUUCACAAACAUAUUACAUAUUACAAUUCAAUUUCCAUGACGCGUAUCAUAUCUACAGCGGCAUAUAUGGUUUUAAAAGUAAGCACUCAUUCACAGCCACCUAUGAACAAAUACAUUUAAGAAAAUAUAAUUCUUGUCAGAUCGCAGGGAGCUGGACUCGAUCUCCCCACAGCAGAAGUCCUAAAACUGAAAGUCUCGGCUUAUCACCGUGAGCCACGCCCGCCUAACGCGCCGGUGUCGGUCACAUAUUGACACAUUAUGUCAUCCUCCAGGUAACGUUCGCAUCUGGGUUCACCUGAAUCGGUUACCAUCGGCUCGUCUCAGGAAAUACCAGAAUUAAUCGAGAUUGUUUUCUCGUUAUGACAGAAAAACGAUCCAACUCCAGACAAUACUGUCAAAACACUGAUCCACAGGAAGAAGUAAAAUAUACGUGGUAAUGAUUGAAGUAAAACUAUAAACAAUAAAAAAAAUUAAUUUCUAAUGCCUUUUCUUAAAAUGAAUGCUUCACUGUUUGAGUUCGGUAACGAAUUGAUGGAGGUGAACCCAGAGCAGAACGUCACUUGUGAAGUUGAAGUGGCAGAUUCGAGAGGUCGUAAUGAGUAAAAAUAGUUCAUAUGAGUAAAUGUUAGAUUACAAGUUUGCAGAUGCCAGUGUAUUCAUGUAAAUAUCGAUCUACACGUUUGUGAAUAUUUUAUUCUGUGAGUGAAAAUUUCAACAUACGUUCCAAUCUUUUCUACGAGUUCUCACGUGGUCUUCCACAGGUUCACUAAUCCAGUCUACAUAUUUACCUUCAUAGUUAUCCUCCCUUUGUUCUUCAGGGCUGGAAUUAAUUUAAAUAGGUUUCCAAAAUGUCAGGUGCUAAAACCAAAGGGAUCUGUAGCAUCAGCUUAGUAAGUUCACUGCCUCCUCAGGUUUAAAAUUCAAAAGCAGCUUAAUCUUUUUCUUUUUGGGAAAGAAGUUCAAGUUGUGCCUCUCACUUAGACCUGUGCCUGGAACGCUUGAAACAUAACAUUGUUACUCACAGUAGUUGUCAGUCAGACGAAGUCGAACCCUUGACGUUACGUCGAUUGAUUGUAAACCAGCUGCUUUGUACAAAGACGACAAACGUCCUCAUCUUUAAUGUUACAUCCAGAUCCACAGCGUAGAAGCUAAAUCACUCCCACAGUCCACUAGAAUUUCCAAUAAAACCUUGUUGAGAAGGACGAUGGUUUGAAAGAAAGUCUCAGAUGAAGGAAAAAAACCAAGGUGAGUAAGGUAUUAAGAAAAAUUAAUAUUAAUAAUGUGAUUAUUACUUCUACUUUACUACUUUAUGAAGAGCUUCUCACUGUCACAUUAAUUGUGUUCUUUUGAAUUAUGCACUUUGUGGUCAGCCAACAUGUUAUUUCUUUUUGGACUUGUACCUUUUCAAAAUGUGCCUCUCAGUUAAAGAUAUAUAUGUCUGUGAAUGUGCCAGAUUCUUCCCGAUGUACAGAGACUCAUGUUCUGUUAAGUGGUUCAGAUUUUACUUCUGAACAAGCUGUAUUUUCUGAUGCAAACCACUUCAGAACUGAGCUUUAUUGUUAUGCAUAGAACAUAAACGAGACAUCAAUAAAUUAGACUAUAUAGAGUUCUAAUUAGCUUUUUCAGCACUAUGAAUGGAAUGAAUGACUUGUUAGAGGAAUUGUGUUAUGUGAUCUGUAUGAACUGGAGACAUGCUGUGAUACUGAACUUAACAACCUGUCAAAACUUUUCAAGCGCUAGCUUUUGCCUUCUUUGUGGAAUUUCCAGGUAAGAAAAAGUAUAAAAAAGACAAACAUUCAUCUUUGUGUGUCUGAGAAGGUUUUGUCUUGCAGAUAAAGUGAAAGUGAUUAUGUUUUAUUGGCCUCAUACAUUCACAAGCUACGCAGCAAUAUAAAUUAAAAAAUAAAAAAUAAAUGUAUAAAGCGCAA